Messenger RNA from Spodoptera littoralis (African cotton leafworm), 816 nucleotides. The record is from the annotation of a GenBank genome assembly. NCBI's taxonomy places the organism in Eukaryota, Metazoa, Arthropoda, Insecta, Lepidoptera, Noctuidae.
AUGCACGCGGUGGGCCUGCACUCGGCGCUCGCCAUCCGCCGCGAGCGCAAGCGCCGCGCUGAGCAGCAGCGAGCUCGCGAGCGCCGCUACUCGCUACAGUCCUCAGAGUCGGGAGUCACCUCCCCACAUUGCUCCACGGGCAGCUUGGAGAGACGUCGCUACAGAAAACCACACCCUACCGAAAAUGAGGUCGUCUCGACGGUCGGUAUGCUUCACCUGGGAGUGGUGUUCCUCGUGCUCGGCCUAUUCCUGCUCGGGUCCGGCUUUCUGCCGGAUAACGUAACGUCAUGGAGCACAGUCGGCUCUGUCAGCUGGUUCAAUGAAUUGGUCUGCUCCGGCAUGUUCGCGGUGGGAAUUGGAGUUUUUCUGAUUGUUCUGCACAAAUAUUUGAUGAAGAGUGAGGAAGACGCCCUAGAGGAUUAUGUUCAGAGACAGCUGACAAGGUCCCGUUCAGGUCACCGAUUAGAGAGGGACGCGGAGACUGGUGGCAUGCGCACGAAAAACGCACGCCGUGCACGUGCUACUGAGGUGUUACCGGAGACAGUGACGGAAACAUACACGGAGCCGCCACCAGAGCGCGCGCACGGGUUCGUCAAUGCGCUAGCGAUGAAUGGUGACGCCAUGCGCGAGCUGCCACUAGAGCAGAUCGUGGAGGAGGAGAUCUCGGUGGCGUCGGAGGGCGGAGGUCGGCUCGGCAAGUUCAAUAAGGACACGUACUCCUCGCCGUCGGUGGCGCCCAGCCUCAGCCCCGGCUCGCCGUCUGACACGCGCGAGCUACUGUCCGACGGCCGCUACAUGAUCAUGUCACGCAUGUGA